GUCCUUUACCCACGUGGGACAGAUUCUGUGAUCACACAGCAAAAUGUCUCAGUAUAAUUUCAAGAAAAUUACCGUCGUUCCGACGGCCAAGGACUUCAUUGAUAUUAUUUUAUCAAAGACUCAGAGAAAGACACCUACAGUAGUUCACAGAGGAUAUAAAAUAUCACGUAUUCGAGGAUUUUACACUCGGAAAGUUAAGUUCUGUCAACAGAGUUACCAUGAUAAACUUACUCAAAUUAUUACAGACUUCCCUAAACUGGAGGAUAUCCAUCCCUUCUAUGCCGACCUGAUGAAUGUACUGUAUGAUAAAGAUCAUUAUAAACUGGCUUUAGGUCAGAUGAAUACAGCUAGACAUCUUAUAGAUAGUGUUGCUAAAGAUUAUGUAAGAUUAUUGAAGUAUGGAGAUAGUUUAUAUAGAUGUAAACAACUCAAACGAGCUGCUCUUGGAAGAAUGUGUACUAUUAUGAGAAGACAGAAACAGAGUUUAGAAUAUUUAGAAGAAGUUAGACAACAUUUAUCUCGAUUACCAUCAAUUGAUCCUAAUAACAGAACUCUACUGAUUACUGGUUUUCCUAAUGUCGGUAAAUCAAGCUUUAUUAAUAAGAUAACCAGAGCUGAUGUAGAAGUACAACCCUACGCUUUCACAACUAAAUCUUUAUAUGUUGGACAUACAGAUUAUAAAUAUCUCAGAUGGCAGGUAAUAGACACACCAGGAUUAUUAGACCACUCUCUAGAAGAAAGAAAUACUAUUGAGAUGCAGGCUAUUACAGCUCUAGCUCAUAUUAGAGCUGCUGUCUUGUUUAUAAUGGAUAUAUCAGAACAGUGUGGUCAUAAUCUAGAACAACAGAUGUCAUUAUUUAAGAAUAUUAAACCAUUAUUUGCUAAUAAACCAUUAAUAGUCGUCCUCAACAAGAUAGAUAUUUUAACAUUGGAUGAACUGGAACCAGAGAAAAAAGCACUAUUUGAUGAGUUUAAAGACAGUGAUAUCCCCUUGUUAAAUAUGAGUACCCUGACAGAAAUGGGAGUUUCAGAAGUCAGAAAUGAGGCGUGUGAUAGACUAUUGUUACAAAGGGUAGAGAGUAAAAUAAGAUCUAAGAAGAUACAGAGUGUAGCUCAUAGAUUAAGAGUUGCUAUGCCUAGUAAAAGAGAUGGCGUGGAUCGGCCAGCGUUUAUACCAGAAUCAGUUCUAGCUAAAAGAAAAGCCAUGGAAGUUGAUGCUCCUAAACGUAAAUUGGAAAAGGAUAUAGAAUUAGAAAUGGGAGAUGACUACAGUUUAGAUUUAAGAAAAACAUGGGAUCUAGCCAAUGAAGAAGAGAAGUAUGAUGUAAUACCAGAAGUAUAUAAAGGACAUAACGUUGCAGAUUUUAUAGAUCCUGACAUAAUGGAGAAAUUAGAAGAGUUAGAAAAAGAAGAAGAGUUAAGAGAGAAAGCUGGUUUCUAUAAUAAUGAGGAGAGUGAAGAAGAUGAAGAGAUGAAAGACCUCAGAAACACAGCCAGAAAGAUUCGAAAAAAGAGAAUAUUGAAAACAAUGGAAUCCAGAGAGAAAAAAGGAAUUAAAACCAAAUUUCCGAGAACUGGAAAGAAAGUUGAUAAAUCUGAUAUUGAAAAUACAAUGGCUGAACUUGGUAUAGAUAUACAGAAUAAGUCUCAGACUCAUUAUGCCACCCAGAAUAAUGAGAGAUCACGUAGUGUGAGUAGAAGAGCAGUAAAAAGAAAACGAGAACAGUCAGAAGCUGGUGAAGGUGGUUCUAGAAGUGCUAGUCGUAAACGUCAGAAAUCGGCUCACAGAACAUUGUCUAUUACUCCUAGAGAUAAAUCAGGGGUCAGGGAUGAAAAGAUGGCAAAGAAAGCCAAGAAAUUGGCCAAGGCUGCAGUUGCCCCAAUGCAUAGACAGGGUAGAUUUGAAACUAACAGAGUUAUUUCUGCUAAACGACCCAAACAUUUGUUUGCUGGUAAACGUAAGAUGAAGGCUGAUAGAAGAUAAAUACCGAAUGAUGAAAUAAGGAAAUGAGUUAUGACUUGGGAUGGGUGAUAAACUGGUAUCGCAAUAUAUAAACAGUAGUGUCCCAACAAAGGUGGUGCUUAAUUUAUAUAGAAAUGGACAAAAUCAAAUUAACAGUACUUGCAAAAAAAUUGAACACUGAUAGAAUAUGGUUGUUUUUGUUAUCCAUUCAAGUGAAGUACCACAGGAUAUAAAGCAUUAAGAUUCUGACAUGAUUAUAUUGAAAUUAAUAAUCUUUCUUUAUUCUUUGUUUUAUCUAAAUAAUAGAAAAAAAAUAUUGAUAUAAAAUUAAGUUAAGAAAUAAUGUUCUGUGAAUACUGAAAAUUUGAAACCUUAACAUAAAUGACAUAAAGAAUGGAAAUUUUAAUACGCUUGAUUCUGAUACUGUGGGUAUGGCAUAUAUUUUAAUGCUAGUUUGGGCUGGAUAUCGACUUUUUUUUUUAGUCCUUUUUCUUGGUAUUGCCCACAAUCAAUCAUUUAAAAUUAAUCAGUUUUUUUCUUGUUUUUGUUAAUUAUAUACUUGGUUUUAAAACAAUUGUCCUUGAUAUAUACUUUUACAAUAUUUAUUACUCUCUUAUUCUCGAAGUUUAUAUCCAGGAUAAUGCCACUGAAGGAUUAUAUAUACACACAGUCUCUUCAACGGAGUCUAAUUUCUCAAUGUCAUGUAGAUACAAAUUGUAAGUGUGAAAAAUAUCACAAGAAAAAAGAUAUAUUAUAAAGGGUUGGGGAACAAGGCAAGGUUUUAAUGAAAUCUGUAAAGUGAAAUGUCUUUCUCUCGGUCAAUCAAUAAAAUGAAUUGAAGUCAAAAUAUUGUAGUUAUUUUAUGUCAUCUGGGCCCUGGUUACGAACUUUCUUCCUGAACGCAUUUCGGACGCAAACCUGACUCC
Molecule: messenger RNA, 2889 nt
Organism: Lottia gigantea (owl limpet)
Lineage: Eukaryota; Metazoa; Mollusca; Gastropoda; Lottiidae
Exons: 17
Coding region: 44-1984 (646 amino acids)
Biological process (GO): ribosomal large subunit biogenesis
Cellular component (GO): nucleolus
Molecular function (GO): GTP binding; RNA binding; GTPase activity
Source: RefSeq, a predicted model, not a curated record